AUGUUGCGUUCACUCUCGUUAGUCCUCCAGACAUAUUCCCUCGCCAUCUUGAUCAGGGGCAGUGUAGCGGCCGACAUCAGCGACCAUGAACUCGACAUCAUUCUCGACAAACGACAAAACUACACCUGCAGCAAUCAAGGGCUCCAGGACGUCUGCGAAACAAACUCUGCAGACUGCAUAGCUGCCAUGUGCGAGUCAUGCUCUGGCUAUGUCUUUAUCGCCAAUUGCUGUGCCCUGGCCAGCUACACGGCGAUGUUGCAAUGCCUUCUCGAGGUGCAGAGUGACCCCUCCGAGAUCACCAUGACCAUCGGGUCGACUGCGACAAGCAACAGCCCCGGCACGAGUACCAUCACAGCACCAUCGAGUGCGGCACCCUCUCUCGGCAUCAGCGGGGCGGACGCGUGUUCCGCUUUUGAAGAGAUUGUGCUUGGGUGCGAAAACGCGACGCCGGGCUUCUCGACCGAGGCGUUCAGCCGACAGACAAGCUGCCUGUGCUACAGCAACGGCACGUAUCAGCCUGACCUUUACGACGGCAUGUUCGCAGGCUGUCUCGCCUACCUUUCCACGGCCACGCCCGCAGAGUACUCGAGUAUCGCCACUGGAUCUGUUGAUUUCGCACCGUGCAAAAAUGCGGUAACCACCACCACCCAAACGCACUCGUCUUCUAGCACCCAUUACAUUGGGUACACAACGACCAGCACGUCGGCAGCUGCGUCUACCUCGGCCACACCAAGCAGCGCAACACCCACAGGACCCACGCAGACACCAGAGGCGGAUAGAAAUGGAAGCGCGGGCCUAGGAUUGGUAAGUCGGACCCAGAACCCUCGCUUGUUCUUUCCUACCCGCUACUUGAAGCACUCGGCUGAGUCCGCCAAAAACAGAAUCGCCGGAUUUCACUAG
Messenger RNA from Fonsecaea nubica, 900 nucleotides. RefSeq lists its product as hypothetical. Lineage: Eukaryota; Fungi; Ascomycota; Eurotiomycetes; Chaetothyriales; Herpotrichiellaceae. The coding region runs from base 1 to 900 and encodes 299 amino acids. The transcript has a single exon. The record is from RefSeq and is a predicted model, not a curated record.